This is a messenger RNA of Parnassius mnemosyne (clouded apollo), 408 nucleotides long. Lineage: Eukaryota; Metazoa; Arthropoda; Insecta; Lepidoptera; Papilionidae. The record is from the annotation of a GenBank genome assembly.
AUGAAGCCUUUUGGUAAAAAUGUUCUAACUACAGAGAGAAGAGAAUAUAAUUAUGGAUUAUCACGAGCAAGAAGAGUAAUUGAAAAUGUUUUUGGAAUAAUGACUCGUCGUUUUCGAAUUUUUAAUACGGCCAUUAAUUUGAGUAUACAACGAAUCGAUCUUGUUGUCCUAACGUGUUGUAUUCUCCAUAAUUUUUUGAGGAGGUCGGGAUCUAAUUAUUCAGACUAUGAAUUAUUUGCUAUUGACGACAGUACUGUGGAAGAAAAUAUACCAGUACAAGGUAUCAUUCCAUUAAAUGUAAUUAAUGGCAAUAUUAGCAAUGAUGCAAAAUUUGUAAGAGAAGAAUAUGUACAAUAUUUUAAUGGUGAAGGUGCUGUUAGUUGGCAAAAUGAGAGAGCAUUCAUUUAG